Knipowitschia caucasica is the source of this 1029-nucleotide messenger RNA. Lineage: Eukaryota; Metazoa; Chordata; Actinopteri; Gobiiformes; Gobiidae. The record is from the annotation of a GenBank genome assembly.
AUGGAGAAGAUACAAUUACUGCGUGACCAGUUGAGUGCAGCUUUAUGGCAGCUGGAGCGAGACCUUCUCAUCGAUGUUUGUGGGCGACUGAAAUGUUACGGCCUCAGCAGCGGAGAACUCAUCAAGAUGGCAGAGGACGUUUUUGAUGAAGUCGAGAAAAAGGAUAAAGAUGAUGAGAAAACACCAACAGCGACACCUGCUACAGCCAAGAGGAAGUCCCGACCCCCACGGCGAGAGCAGCAGCCGCCCGAGUCUGGAGACACAUCCGACGACAACGAUUGCUGUGGAACUUACCAGUGGCACCUCCGACCCGGUCCGGGAAGAUGGCAGCAGCAGCAGGCUCCACUCAAUCCACUGGCGGUGUCCUUCCAGCCUCAUCAGGACCCAGCGCAACCAGAAGAGGAUUUGCCACUACAGAGCGAAGAGUAUUUGCCACUACAGAGCGAAGAGGAUUUGCCACUACAGAGCGAAGAGUAUUUGCCACUACAGAGCGAAGAGGAUUUGCCACUACAGAGCGAAGAGGAUUUGCCACUACAGAGCAAAGAGAACGUUCCAGUGCAAUCCCUUGACUGGCCAGGGCGUGGUGAGUCCCCGACAGACAACGCUGCUGUCAGUGGAGAAGUGGGAUCGUCGUGCCAAUCUGCUGAGACUCACAGGACGAGGAUGGGGCCGAAAAAGGUACCAAAACCCGCAGAACCGGAAAUCACCCCAGAUAGUGAUUCCGAAGGGGGCGGAGCUGCUGGAGGAGAGCCCGCCAAGGCAGAGACACUUAUGGGUGCAGACUCCGAAACCCUAGUUUGCAUGUUGCGAAAAUGUCUUACGUUCCAGUCUGACCUGAGCAAGCGUUGGAAUGAAGAAACGCAGAAGCAGGAGGAACGAUGGCAGGAGAUGGAGGUACAGGUUCACCGACUCAGAGAGGGCCUGACCGAAGUUGCGAGGCGUGGUCCUCAACACCCCCAUGUACAUCAACAGGAAGAAGUGGAGCCCCAAUCUCCCACGCUACGGGGAGAGGCUGGGCCCAGUCAGUGA